Molecule: messenger RNA, 1989 nt
Organism: Exophiala oligosperma
Lineage: Eukaryota; Fungi; Ascomycota; Eurotiomycetes; Chaetothyriales; Herpotrichiellaceae
Exons: 2
Coding region: 700-1716 (338 amino acids)
Molecular function (GO): S-adenosylmethionine-dependent methyltransferase activity
Source: RefSeq, a predicted model, not a curated record
GGUGGUUUUGCAUCCAUGCAUCCAAUACCAGGUCCACAUUAGGUCCUUUUCAUCUCUCUUGAUGACUCACUCGCUGCUCCUUGUGUUCUGCCUGUCUGGAAUAAGACUUUGAUUUCAUUCUUUUUGACCCAAAACAAAACACUCCUUACGAGUGAGUACAUACGUGGGCAAAAAAGUCACAGAUCCAAAGUGGCCUUUAGUGAAAUCUGUACGACCAUCGACCUAUACGAAAAAGGUACAACCUUGCGAGGGAGAGAGAGAGAGAGAGAGUUGCAUACCCUCUUGGUAACAACCAACACGGUGUCAACGGACUAUCUCGGACCUUUUCUUGGGGGGUCUUCAAUCUUCCUGCCUAAUCUUGAAACACAUUUCCGAUUGCUUCAAAUUCGAGACAUCUUUCCGUACAAGAAGUCCAAGGUGCUCAAAGAGAGAACAACAUUGCGACUUUCGGCAUAUUCAAGUUCCCGACUGGUUUUUCCCACCAAGAAGUAAGUACUCGCAUUGUGUGUACUGGACACUCUGUCAAGUAAAAAGCAACGAUAUAACGACCGUACAGUAAGGAACUCGGUACACCCUUGUACGAUCAUCAGUGAUUUUUCAACCAAAGAACACCAUAAACUUGUUCUCCGGAAAGAUUAUCUCAUUAUCAUCACCACCAUCACCACCACCACCACCACCAACUUCAACUCUCAUCAACAAAUGGCGACCACAAAGAACCAAGCGGACCCGACGUUCCGCAACUACACGGCCACGUCCGCACAGUCGUACGCCAAAAACCGACGAGGCUACCCGGACGAGCUGAUCUCACUCGUCAUCGACAGACACACGUCGAGUGGGGGUCGACUCGACGUCCUCUUGGAUCUCGGGUGUGGCCCUGGGACCGCCACUCGGUCCCUGGCGCCUCGCUUUCGACACGCCGUGGGUGCCGACCCGGGUCGGUCCAUGAUCGAGACCGCGCGCACCGUCCCCUGCGUCACGGCCUCGGGGGAACCCACCACGUUUGUCGUCUGCGCCUCCGACUCGAUCAGCUCGAUCGACGCGCUCAAACGGUUUUCCUCCGACGGGACCACGCACAACACGGUCGACUUGAUCACCGCGGGCACCUCGGCCCACUGGUUCGACUUUCCCGACUUUUACGUCGAAGCGUCCAAGAUCCUCCGACCGGGUGGGAGCAUCAUCAUGUGGUGCACAAAGGGGUACUAUGUCGACGAACGUACCACGCCCAACGCGGCCAAACUUCAGCAGCUGUGGCAAGACUUUGAAGACGUCGUCCUCAAGCCUUACGAGAUGGAAGGAAACAGACUCACGAGGGGGCUGUACGCCGACCUCCCCCUGCCCUGGAGCGAAUACCCUGCCGAUGAGAACCUGGACGACCAGGGCCGGGCCCUGCUGGGUGCUUUCCAAAAGUCGGAAUUCUCCAGGCAGGUUUUCAACGACGGGGGUCACAUCGGACCGGACGGGAAAUUCCUGAUGAGCCGCCGAGCCACCUUUGAACAGUCCCGGGCCAUGUUGGGCACGGCGAGUCCCGUGACCAGGUGGCGCGAGGCCCACAAGGAACAACUCGAACGUGGAGAGGUGGAGGACCUGGUGGACAAAGUGUUCAGGGAGUCCGUGGAACUGUUGGAGGAGGUGCCCGAGGGGAGAGGGAGGGAUUGGGUCGAAGGUGGUUCCGCCGUGGUCGUCAUGACCAUAAAGAAAAAGAAGGAGAGUGCCUAGGACAAGGAUGGAUGGACGGAUGUGAGGAUUGAUAACUCCCUAGGUAGGUACGCAGACACCUUGGGUCAGACUUCCUUGGGACUUCCCAAGGAAUUGCGUUCGGGAUUAGAUGUUUGUUUAUUUUCGUCCAUUGAAGGAAUAAUCAGAGGGACAUCAGAUGGAUAAAGUAUUGCAACAGGUCAUGAUCAUAUUUGAUGAAGAUGAGUUUCUGUUUUUUUGAAGACUUUGAAUUAUGUCAAGGUCCAGGUCAAGGACCCCCUAAACAUAUCCAAG